Melozone crissalis (California towhee) is the source of this 367-nucleotide messenger RNA. RefSeq names its product NOP10 ribonucleoprotein (gene NOP10). NCBI's taxonomy places the organism in Eukaryota, Metazoa, Chordata, Aves, Passeriformes, Passerellidae. The transcript has 2 exons. Bases 41 to 235 code for a protein of 64 amino acids. The record is from RefSeq and is a predicted model, not a curated record. Gene Ontology annotation, cellular component: box H/ACA snoRNP complex; box H/ACA telomerase RNP complex. Gene Ontology annotation, molecular function: telomerase RNA binding; box H/ACA snoRNA binding. Gene Ontology annotation, biological process: rRNA pseudouridine synthesis; positive regulation of telomerase RNA localization to Cajal body; snRNA pseudouridine synthesis.
CCUGAGCCGACUUCCGGUUCUGUUUCCCGCCACCGCCGCCAUGUUCCUGCAGUGCUACGAGAACGAGCGCGGGGAGCGCGUUUAUACCCUCAAGAAAGUGUCCCCGGCCGGGCUCCCCACACGCUCGGCCCACCCCGCGCGCUUCUCCCCCGAUGACAAAUUCUCGCGGCACCGCCUGGCCCUGAAACGGAGAUUCGGGGUCCUGCUCACCCAGCGGGGCCGGGCCCUGCUCUGAGGGACCCCAAAAUCCCCCCAAAAUCCCCCAUGGAGCAGAUGGAGCUCACUCAAACCCGCUGAGCUGAACGGCGUGGGAGGAAGGGGUUAAACAGGAGGAAGUUGUGACUAUUAAAGGAUUUGGGAGCUCGGA